AUGAGCGAGACGACGCCACUCGCGGGUGGACAACGCUUGGCCAGUCAGCCGCCGCCACCCACAAGAUCCUCACACGGUUUGCUGUCCACCUCGAGUCGUCGUUUUUUGAUCCGCUACGGCGUCUCGUGUCUCCUGUUCGUCGCUGUAGGAAAUCUCAUGGUAUCGCUUCACCGCUCACUGCAGACGGAAAAUCGCCUUUGUACGGACGGAACAAUGGCUGAUACCACUCUAGUCGAAGACUCGAUCGACUCAAGAGCAGUGAACGCGUCGAGCGAGCACUUUACGGGCUCUUCCGACGAGGUCUUGACGCUUGUUGGCAAACCCAGCACGUACACGGGACGGCUGUUCUCGGGCUAUUUGCCACUGGAAAAUGGAGGCCAAGCCUUUUACUUUCUGGCCGAGUCGCAGAGUGCCACGUCUCGGACGGACCCAGUGCUGUUGUGGCUCAACGGGGGACCAGGGGCGAGCUCGCUCCUUGGCUGCUUCUCGGAGAACGGGCCGCUGCUGGUCAAUGAAGAUGGGAAAACUCUCCGAGUGAACAACUUUGCGUGGAACGAGCGAGCCAAUCUGUUGUGUGUAGAGUCUCCAGUGGGCGUCGGAUUUAGCUACAACAUCAGCGGAGUGUACGAAGCUGACGAUCUCUCUCAAGCGCAAGACCUAUACGACGCAUUGCACAAGUUCUUUGGAAAAUUUCCUUGGCUCCAAGAAAAUGACUUCGUCAUCGCUGGGGAAAGCUAUGGCGGGGUCUAUGUGCCGACGACGGCGUUGGCCAUUCUAAAAGGGAACACAGCAGCUACACAAUCAUCGGAACGUAUUAAUUUGAAAAAGUAUGCGGUGGGCAACGGGGUGAAUGAGUACUCGGGAUUGGCGACCACCAUGUUCGCAUACUAUCAUGGGCUUCUCAGCACGGAAAAGUACCGGAACAUCCGAUCAGUCUGCUCGAACCUCCAUGAAUACGAAAAGAGCGCUCUAGUACCAGGUAUUGGUCGUGCUAGCCCGGAUUGCACAGCUGCUUUAGCGGACGUGAUCACGACACUCGUUCAUGACCGCAUCAACAUCUACGACGUAUUCGGAUCGUGCGCUGGCUCAGUCGAGGAGGAUAUCCAGCGUCUCGUGAAUCGAACCUCAAUCCCGCCGACUCCAGGUAAACUUCCGCACCCAGUUGGCAACACGAUCGAGAUGUGUCUUGAUACAAAGCACAUUGAAGCGUACUUCAACUUGGUCGAGGUCCGUGAUGCACUGCACGCUGACCCAGCACUCGCGUAUUGGAGUGGCAACGCACUUACUACUGCCUCACUGGAUCUGUUCAGCGUGGUUUUCGGCCUUGAUCGUUCGUUGUUUCAGCAUUCUCUGACGUUGAAGUACACACUUUCAUUCAACUUUGAAGUCACGAAGUUGUGGCGCCAACUACUUGACGCUGGACUGGAGGGUGUGAUCUAUCACGGUGACGCAGAUUUAAUGUGCAAUGCUAUGGGUGGGCUCUGGGCAGUGGAAUCGCUGGGUCUGCCCCGCCUGGCUCCUCGCUCGGCUUGGACUUAUGCGGAGAAGGACACAAACCAAACGGGUGGCUUUGUGGAGCUGUUCGAGGGGAUCAAGUAUGUUACCGUGAAGGGAGCAGGGCACCUCGUACCUGCAAGUAAACCUGCGGAGGCGAAGCAGAUGCUCGAUUUGUUUAUCCUGAACGACUUGGUGGUGUAG
Molecule: messenger RNA, 1698 nt
Organism: Peronospora matthiolae
Lineage: Eukaryota; Oomycota; Peronosporomycetes; Peronosporales; Peronosporaceae
Source: the annotation of a GenBank genome assembly